Messenger RNA from Clarias gariepinus (North African catfish), 810 nucleotides. RefSeq names its product repetitive organellar protein-like. Bases 58 to 810 code for a protein of 250 amino acids. The record is from RefSeq and is a predicted model, not a curated record. Lineage: Eukaryota; Metazoa; Chordata; Actinopteri; Siluriformes; Clariidae. The transcript has a single exon.
AAAAAGAGAAAGACAGAGAGAGUGUUAGGCUACAAAGCAUGAUAGAAGAGAAGUACAAUGAGCAAAAAGACAGGAGGGAAAAAAACUAAGGGAAAAGGGAAAGAAGGAAAAAAAGAUCCGGGUGAGACUUUCCUCCUCUUUCAAAUUGAAGUUAAAAUGAAAGAGAUUGAAGAGUUUAAGAAAGAAAUUAAGGAACUGGAAGCCAUGAACCAACAGCUAAAUGCACUGCGACAUCAGCUUCUGGAGGAGCAACAGGAAAACUUAAAUAUGCUCCACAAGCAAGCAAAGGAGCAGGAGAAGAACCUCAAGAAGAAAAAAGUAACCAACAAAGAAGACGAAGAGCAGGCCGUCCAGAGCAAUCUAAAGCUUGCACGUAUGCAGGAGGAAGAGGUGGCAGAACUGGGCAGUCGGCUGUCACGUGUACAGGCUGAGGUCGAGGAGCUGCAGGGGCAGGUGCAAGCUUUGCACCUAUAUAAGGACGUAGGGAGCGCUGUACAUCAAGAGCAGAUCCAAAAGCUACAGUCAGAACUAAAGUACAUGCAGAAGAGCUUUCAGGUAAUGUCGGAAAAUAGUAAGAGCUCUCUGAAAGAAGCCAUUGACAAGAUUGACAAUGCUGAAGAAGAGAAGCAGCUUGCUCGACAGAGGGCAAUAGAAAAGUUAAACAAACCCACAAAGCCAGAAUCUAACAAGAAUAAGUGGCUUAAGAAAGAAAUUGCUGCCUAUCAAGAAGAAAUCUCACUACUGGAAGCAGCUGUGAGGAACCUGAGGCUGAAGACUAGGGGUGACUAUUAUUUAUUUCAUCAAGAAUAG